UGCCACCAAGAACCAAGAACCAGCAUGCCACGGGGCGUGGCGUGGUCCAAGGAAGACGACCUCGAGCUCUGCCAUGCGUGGCUCGCCAUCUGCAGCGAAGACACGAGCUCGCGCCGACGACCGCCCGAGCUCUUCGCACGCAUGCACGAGUACAUCGUCGAGCGCAGCAACCGCCCGACGCAGCGGUCGGCCGUCGCCCUCUUGUCGCGCUGGAAGAAGAUCAGCGCGAUUCUCUCGCUCCUCGACGCUGCUGUCGCGCGCGCAAUCGCGGUCAAGUCGCCCAAUGUCGUCGACGACAUUGUCAUCUUGGACGAGCUCGCGGCGAUUCCAGUCGAGAAGCUUGGCGCGGUCGACCGGCGCGGUGUCUUGGCGUGCUGGCGCCUCCUGCGGAAUACACCGGCAUGGUGCCGCUUCCUUCGCUUGCCGCGCGAGCCAGCGACAGACGACGACGCGAACGAUCACACAGAGGAGGCGCCGGCAAAGCGCGCCAAGCGGUCGCCAGACGCCACGCCGCCACGCACGUCUUUUCUGACGAUAUCCGAGGCCAGCAACACGCACGCCUCGCCGACGUCCGAACCGACCGUCGAGUCCGCACAGUCCUCUAACACGUCCUCAGAGGUACCGAACACAUCCUCAGAGUUACCUGCCGUGUCCUCGACCGAGCCUGCCGCGUCCUCGACCGAGCCUCCCGCGCUGUCGGAGGAUCCUUCUACAACCCCGCCACCUGCUGCCGUCUCGGCGCCUGCUACCACCUCCGAGCGAUCGGCAUCUCCUGCCACCGCCAUCUCGGAGCCGCCUGUCACGACCAUCUCAGAGCCGCCUGCCGCCGUCUAUGAGGCGCCCGGCAGGAAUCGUCCGGCCGCGGCCAGGUUCCGCGAGGUCGGGCACCGUAUUCCCCGCGGCGCCUACUCGCUGGCGCCGCACCCACCGGUCCCACAGGCUCCGUUUCGACCCCCCGAAACAGUGUACCGACACCCCGAAACAGUGUACCGACACCCCGACGCAGCGCUCCGAGGCCCGGAAGCAACGUACCACGGACCGGCACCAAGCACACGAUUCGAGCCUGGCACGAGACACGUCGGUGUUGGCGCGCAUCCAAUGGGACCACGGUCGCUUCCCCCCGACGUCGUUCGAUAUCAAGAGGGGACGAGUCCGCCCUCGCUGUGGCCAAAUGCAGAGUGGUCGCCGUGGCCGACGCGCGGCUCCGUCACGACGCCGUCAACCGAGAUGCACGUGCGGGUGCUAAGCGAGCGCAACCAGCUGGACGAGUGGACGUUUAUGGCCCGUGUGUUUGAACACGACCCGGACGCGCCGGACGCGAUUGAAUUCCGGCGCCUCUUGCGCUCGUCGAUGCUCCAACGCGCGCGCCAAUUGCACGCAAAUGGCAACUCGUUCUUGGACCCUCGAAGCACGAACGAUGGCAACGUGCAUGUAUAAUACACCGCCUCCAC
Molecule: messenger RNA, 1451 nt
Organism: Saprolegnia parasitica CBS 223.65
Lineage: Eukaryota; Oomycota; Saprolegniomycetes; Saprolegniales; Saprolegniaceae
Exons: 1
Coding region: 25-1437 (470 amino acids)
Source: RefSeq, a predicted model, not a curated record